Xyrauchen texanus (razorback sucker) is the source of this 6849-nucleotide messenger RNA. RefSeq names its product FYVE, RhoGEF and PH domain-containing protein 6-like. Lineage: Eukaryota; Metazoa; Chordata; Actinopteri; Cypriniformes; Catostomidae. The record is from RefSeq and is a predicted model, not a curated record. Gene Ontology annotation, cellular component: cytoplasm. Gene Ontology annotation, molecular function: guanyl-nucleotide exchange factor activity; metal ion binding. Bases 194 to 3958 code for a protein of 1254 amino acids. The transcript is spliced from 21 exons.
AAAGCGGUGGCAAAACUAUGGAAAGCAUGGAUCUCAUUCAGUCUCAUUAGGAAUACAAAGACUUUGGGUUAUCUUUUCAAGAUAGCGAGUUGUCUUUCUCUUUGGGGAUUUGAUAUGGCUCCAGCAAAAAGAGAAGACCCGAAUGUAAAGAAACUGUGCUCAUUUAUGGAGUAAAGGGAGUCGUUUGGUGAUCAUGAGUGCAGGAAUGAAGAAACCGCCGGUGGCUCCCAAACCCAAGCUGGUUCAUCAGCAGAAACCAUCCCCUCCCCCUAUUGCCCCAAAACCAGAGAUUUUGCUGCCUUCACCCUCACCUUCUGCAAUCAAGAGAGGAAAACCUGCUGUUGCCCCAAAGCCAUGCCUCCCCAAAGUAAACCCUCUGGUUUCUCAGAAGCCUCUCCAGAUGAGGCAAGAUCCCUGCAAGAACCAGCAUCCCCCUGUCUCCAGAAAUGGGUGUCCCAUUUUACUCCCCUUACCCCUAUCAAAUUACAUUAUACCUCCUUGCCCUCAAGGUCGUCACCUUGGCAACAGCAAAUCAGAGGGUUCUGAGGAUAUAAGUGAAACAGCAGAGGUAGGUGUUUUCAAAGAAGGUGACAGCCCUAAAGAACAUCUAUGUUACAAUGACACACAAGAACAGGCUGCCUUACCCAGAUGGGAACAAAUGCAUGCUCCCACAGGCUCGUUUUACACUGCCACAGAGGCACCAGAGAAGGACCAAGCAGGUAUACAAAUACAAACUUUUGAAGGCCUAAGACACAGCCUUGUUGAACCUGUACACAAACAAGACCAGUUGGCAGAGCAGAAGAGAGCAGUGAAUUCCAUUGCUAGCUCUUGCUUCAGUGAUAAUGUUGGCAAUUGUGUCCCUGCACCACCCAGCAAGCCACUCCCCAUACCCCAUCCGCGACGCCCAUGGAGGGCACUUCUUAGGCAGAACAAUGUGGAUAAAGCACCCUCUGAGGUUACUCAAGCAGAUAUACCUGCAGAAACUUCUAAACGACUUCAAACAGACAUGUCACUGGAAAAUUCUGCAAACAUUUCAACAACAUGUUAUGGCCACACAAACACACCCCUAAAUACAUGUUUCCCUAUAGAGGACACGAAAAACACGGACACUGACUCCUCACGCAACACAGAUCCUUUGGACACAAUAGACUCUUCUCUCAGUGCACGUACUGAAAACACGGAUUCUCACCAAGACUCCAACCAUUAUUCCACUCCGACAAAUGGUGCAACUCUAGCUUACAUGGACACAGCUGAGGAGUCACAACCUCCAGCUCCGCCUCCACGACACAUGUCACUUCCACAAAUGGCCUCAUCUUCUGUAGAUAAUCUACCUUUGCAUUGUCACUUGGACCCUCACAGUUCUGAGAUUAAGACUUGUGAGGAUGACGAUGAUGGAGCAUAUGGAGAUUUUGCUCGAUACCCAAUUACCCGGAGCGUUCUGAAACAGAUUAAGCUCAGCUGUGAAACACAAGUCGUUGCAAUAUGUAAGACAUCUUCUGACGGGGAGGAGAGGUCUCCGAAGGUCAUGCCAAAGAAGCCACAACGGAAUAGCCUUCCCGCAUCUGCUGUGUUGCGGAAGCAAAACACGCCUCCGCAAAUGCAGAUGCCUCCUUUGCUCCCCAUAUCCAGCCCUCCCAUAUUUGGAGAACUCCCCGCACCACCUCAGGAGAAGCCAUCGUGGCGAGUUGCCCUGCCUAACAUUCCUAUCUUUAGCAGGAACCAACCGACUCGCAGUAACAGCCAACCACAAGCUGGAGGCGUGGGACCUGCAUUCGUCAAACAGAGGGCAAAGUCGUUUUCCUCUGCAGAUCUUCAUCGGGUUGACAAUGGAUCCGGAACUACCGAGCCGUUGGUACGAUCCGAUCAAGGACGUCGUAGUUUGCGAAAACUUUUAGAAUUGCGUGUGUGUGUGCGCUUGCUUCCGAAGUUUCUUCGCAGUGGACAGUCCCUGGAUUGCACUCGGUCUGAUGCAGAGUAUGAGGACCAUAAAAACACGCUCAUUAACCAGGUCACCCCCGGUGAUGAGGAUGUAGCUCAGGGUGAUAGAGAGGCAGACUGUGGGGUGGAAUACGAGAACGUAUAUGAGAAGAUCCCAGAAUACAUGAACUUGCCAUGGGUUUACUCCAACCAGGACUCCGAUACAGGAGUGUAUGAGGAGCAGGAACCAUGGGAGGUGAACAGAUGUUCGGGAAGUGGUGAUGUGUCAGAAGAUGGUUUAAGCUCUAAUGAGGAAGAUGAUAACAGCUGCAACUCCAGCAAGGAAGAUAUGAGCCAAUCAAAAAACAAAGAGGAGGUAGAGAAGGCGAAGAGAAACAAGGUGGUCCACAUCGCCAUGGAGAUCAUGAGCUCAGAGAAAGUAUUUGUGGAUGUUCUGAAGUUGCUUCACAUUGAUUUCCGGGAUGCGGUUGCCAAAGCAUCUCGUGCGAGCGGGAAGACAUUAGUGGAGGACAAAGUAUUGAAUCAGAUCUUGUACUACCUGCCUCAACUUUACGAACUGAAUAAAGAUCUGCUGAAAGAACUUGAGGAGAGAGUUGCCCACUGGUCUGAUCACCAGAGGUUGGCUGAUAUCUUUGUUCAGAAGGGUCCAUACUUGAAGAUGUACUCAACCUAUAUACGAGAGUUUGACCAUAAUAUAGCCCUGCUGGAUGAACAGUGCCGCAAAAAUCCUCCGUUUGCCAACGUUGUACGUCAGUUUGAGACGAGUCCUCGCUGUGCUAGUCUGGCAUUAAAGCAUUAUCUUUUGAAACCAGUACAGAGGAUCCCUCAAUACCAACUCCUGCUUACAGAUUAUUUGAAGAACCUUCCUGAGGAUUCAUCUGACUACAAAGACACACAAACUGCUCUUGGUGUGGUGAAGGAAGUUGCAAACCAUGCAAAUGACAUCAUGAAACAAGGGGAUAACUUUCAGAAACUGAUGCAGGUUCAGUACAGUCUCAACGGUCAUCAUGAAAUCGUGCAGCCUGGCAGGGUUUUCCUAAAAGAGGGCACUCUGAUGAAACUCUCCAGGAAAGUUAUGCAGCCCAGAAUGUUCUUCCUGUUUAAUGAUAUUCUGCUGUAUACAACACCAGUGCAGUCCGGCCAGUAUAAAGUCAACAGCAUGCUCUCUUUGGCUGGCAUGAAGGUGAGCAAGCCCAGUCAAGAGGCCUAUCAGAAUGAGUUAAACAUUGAGAGUGUGGAACGCUCCUUCAUACUGUCUGCCAAUUCAGCCACAGAGAGAGAUGAAUGGUUGGAAGCCAUCGCUAAUGCAAUAGACGACUACACCAGAAAGAAGAUUUCAUUCUUCUCCAGCAAAUGCCAAGAGUUGGAGGGAAUUUCUGAUGAUGGUCUUCCGCUGGGCUCUAAAGCUCCGAUCUGGAUCCCAGAUUUGCGGACAACCAUGUGUAUGAUCUGCACGUGUGAAUUCACGCUCACCUGGAGACGCCACCACUGCCGGGCUUGCGGAAAGGUGGUGUGUCAGGCGUGUUCCUCUAAUAAAUAUUACCUGGAAUACCUGAAGAAUCAGCUGGCACGAGUGUGUGAUCACUGCUAUAUUAAACUACAGCACAAGGGUGAGCAAUCCAACGUGACUGUUUCCCCUAGUGGGCGGAGUUCAACAUUUGCUUUUUCUAGAAAGCAUAAGAAGAUUCCUUCAGCCCUUAAAGAGGUUUCGGCCAACACGGAGAACUCUUCUAUGAGUGGAUACCUACAAAGAUCCAAAGGUCACAAAAAGCCCUGGAAGAGACUGUGGUUUGUGAUUAAGAACAAAGUCCUCUACACUUACGCCGCUAGUGAAGAUGUUGCAGCGUUAGAGAGCCAGCCGCUGCUGGGCUUUUUCCUCAGAGAGGAGAAGACGGGGCCAGCUCAAAAACUACAGUUUAAACUCUACCAUAAAAACACUCUCUACUACAUCUUCAGAGCAGAGGAUAUCUCCACUGCUCAGAGAUGGAUCGAGGCAUUUCAAGAGGCCAUGAUUCUUUGACUGGUCUGGAUUUAAUUUAAUAUUAAAUUAAAAAUGAAAAAGACUCAUCUGUGUCUUCCUCUGCCUGUACACUGUUGACACAGGCAGUGAGCCAAGAAGGCACAAAUUAAUCCCAGUGUGAAGCAAUGGAUGCUGGUAGAUGUAGUUUUCACAUGAAUCUGUUAUAAGCAACCUAAUGAAGGUAAAAUGGCAUUGAGUGUCCUUUUAUCAAACUGCCUCCGCUGUGUUUAAAAAAUGUCAGGUAUUAAUCCAUAGUUCCUAAUGUAAUUUUAGGAAACACUGCCUCUCUGUGCCAUGUCCUUUUGGUGCUUAAUGUUACCAUGAAACUAGCACAGAGAACUAACAGGUUCUCAAAGCUUGGAAACUGAUUGGUUUUCAUGAACUCUAAAUAUUGAUAUUUUUAAUGACUCCUGAUCCUGAAGUUUACCCAGGAAUCAUAUUUAAAACCUGUAUUUUGCCCACCUUAAGAACACUUUUUUUAACACUCCAAUAUGGUGUCAUUGGGACAUAAUACAUAGCUACAGUUAGUUUAAACAUAAUUACAGGCUUAAUUUGUUGCCUGAUGGUUUAAAUGAUAAAUUUGGUCGCAUACGUGAUUCAUAGUCAAGUCUGAAUGCGCAUGAGCAAGUAUGGCACAAGGAAUGUUUGAAGGCAGGUUACACGUUUGGCAUGGCCAUGUGAUGCUGUCCGUGCACUCUGACAUGGGAGAUUUUGGAUUCAACUGUGAAAGCAGGAAGAAAGAAGGCUUAAAAUAAUUAGACCUCAUUCAUGAAACAUGAAAAGAACAAAUUUCUGUGUUAAUCGUAUGUAAAACCGUUCUUACAUAAAGUGUCCUGUUUACUACUUAAAUAAUUUGCAAAACAGUUCUUGCUAAAUUGCCACAUUAGGGCCUUCUUCAUGAAAAAACAACCAAAUAGAAAUUGUGCAAAUCGUUCCUAAAAAAUUGUUAUGUACAUUGUCGCAUUUAAUCGCAUGCGUCAAUGUGCGUAAGACAAAAUGCAUGUUUUGUAAACUGUUGCAUGCAAUUCAUAAAUCAUUCGCACAAUAAUUCUUACUAAAUUGUCACAUUAAAGGCCUUAUUAUUUAAAUACGAGCAGAAGGAACUUGAGCAAAGCGUUCAUACAUCCAUUCUUUUGUAAAUUGUUGUGUUUAACUGAAUGUGACAUAUGAGAUAGUUGUUUUUCUUUUUCUUUUUUUUUUUUUUUACAAAGGAUUUGCACAAAUUCGUUCUGCUUGUGUUUCAUUAGUCCUUCAAUUUGUAAAUUAUUUGUGAAAACGUGCAUGCGUGAACUUGCAUUUAAUGUGUAAAUCGUUUGCAAAACAAUUAUUGUUAAAUUUUCACAUUCAGGGACUUGUUCAUGAAAAAUAAGCGGAACGGUUUUAUGUGUAAAUUGUACAUAAAUCCAUCUUCAUGUAAACUGUCGAAUGUUAUUGAAUACGUCAUUUUACAUUAGAUCGUUUUCAUGGGCAGUUUACACAAAUUCGUUCUGCUUGCGUUUUAUUAGGCCCUCAAUGCGUAAACCAUUUGCAAAAAUACAUGCUUGUGUAAAUUGUUGCAAUUGGGUAAUGGGUAAAGCAUUCCUAAAACCAUUCUUGUAUAAAAUGUGCACAAGCAUUGUUUUUUUUUUAACAAAUUAGUUAAUUUUGUUAAGGCCUCAUAAAACACGAGCAGAGCGUUCAAAAAAAAAAACAUUUUAUGAACGCUCUGCUAGAAAUAGUUUUACGAACGGUCUGCUCGUUGUUUCUAAGGCCUUAAAUGGAACUUGUUUGUAGAAAAUUAAAAAAAAGCAACCGCUGGUAUAAAAAUUCAGACUAAAUUGUCACAUUCAGGGCUUUACCGAGGCAAAAAAUUUGUGCAAAUCAACAUCACAUUGAUGUGAACAAUUUAAACACUGAAUGCAACGUGUGUAAGAAUUUUUUUGAGUGAAUCACGCAUUGAAUUUGACGUUUAACGUAUUAAUGGUUUCCACGAGUAAUUUAAACAUUGAAUUCAACAGCUUACGUAAGAAUGGUUUUACAAACUAUUUAUACACAAAUUCAUUCUACUUGUGUUUCGAGUUCGUCUUUUAUAAGAAAUAUUUUAUAAUCUUUUAAAUGAUCUUAAACUUUUUUUUUAUAAAACUCUUUUGUACAAAGUAGGCCUUUUGACUGAUGUUUUGAACCUUAUACUGGAUAGAACUGGAAGUGUACAUAUUCUGUAAAUGGAAAUAUAAUGCAGGUGUAUUUAAAAUAGUUCGAGAUUUUUUGUGGCCUCCAUGAAUUAUGGAUAGUAAAGACAGUGCCAGGCUGGCUCACUGACUCAGCACUGUUUUAACUUUUUCAAUAACACAUUAUAGCACAGCGGCUGUGAACACAGAAAGAAAAACUAGCGCUCUAAUCAGGGAAAGUUUCACUCAUUAAUUCUAAUGCACCUUGUUCAGGAUCACACCUCCUAACACUUUGACAACAGUAAUGAAAUGAUGAUUAUAUUCGUUAUAUUAGUUUUCACUAAGGUCCACUAAGCACAUCAAGCCACUGAUCUUUUUUCACUGUUAAAAGUGCAACACAUCAAAGACAUUUUUUUUGUUUUACAUUUAAUAUGAUUCCAUAUGAAUCACUUUUGUGUGUUGGAUGUUUGUUUACAUUUUGUUUGAGUAUUUUGAUUUUGGGAAGCAUUACAUACAGCGUUAUGUCAAAUAAGUUAUGCUUUUGUUUGUACCAUGAUUUAAGUGUUCCACUUUAAAGUUAAAUGCAUGUUUCUGGCACUGGUUGUUCACUGUUGUAUCCCAAAGUUGAAAUUGUGUAGAUCACAGAAUGUUUUACUUCCUAAAUUAAUCUGUUAAUAUCUGAGGAUUUAAAGGGAGUAGGCCAACAUAAAUGUAAAGUGCAAAUAAACUUUAAUAAAUAAUGUA